This is a messenger RNA of Hippocampus zosterae (dwarf seahorse), 804 nucleotides long. RefSeq lists its product as uncharacterized. Lineage: Eukaryota; Metazoa; Chordata; Actinopteri; Syngnathiformes; Syngnathidae. Gene Ontology annotation, molecular function: ubiquitin protein ligase activity; protein-folding chaperone binding. The transcript has a single exon. Gene Ontology annotation, biological process: protein polyubiquitination; positive regulation of proteolysis; cellular response to misfolded protein. Bases 1 to 804 code for a protein of 267 amino acids. The record is from RefSeq and is a predicted model, not a curated record. Gene Ontology annotation, cellular component: cytoplasm.
AUGUACUGGAAGCAGCUCGGCAACGAAGCCUACUUCAGCGGCAACUACCCUCGGGCUCUCGAGAUGUACGACAAGGCGAUUUCGAUCGACCCGACCAACAGCAUCUUCUUCAGCAACAAGGCGAAGGUGCUCAAGGUGCUGGGCCGCCUGCCCGAGGCCCUGCAGUUCGCCCAGGAGGCGAUCGAGCUGGACGAGAAGAACUACAAGGGCCAUUUGAUUUCGGGGCAGGUCAUGGCCGAAAUGGGGAAGAGAGACGGCCUGGAGCUGGUGGAGCGGGCUCUGGUGCGCCUGCGCAAGGCCCUCACCCUCUACUCCAGCAAGGCCGGCGAGGACAAGGUGGGCGAAAUCAACAUCUACAUCUACCGGGCCAAGAAGCUCCACUGGAUGAUGCAGUUCGAGGGGCUCAAGGAGGCGCGCAAGGCAGUCGCGCGGGACUACCGCGAGCGGGUCGAGCAGGACACCUCCCUCUCCAAGGAGGAAAAGGACCUCCGCUUGCAGAGCUACAUGCAGGUCAACUCGCACGCAGGGUCGUUCGUGGUGCCGGACCACCUGAUCUGCCAGAUCACCUACGAGCUGAUGGAGGACCCGGUGGUGACGGAGGCAGGGAUCACCUACGAGCGGGAGGCCAUCCAGGAGCACAUCGAGAAGAACGGCUGCACGGACCCGAUCACCCGCAAGCAGAUUUCGGGCAAGCUGUACCCGAACCACGCGAUCAAGAAGGCGGUCAAGGACUUCCUGGAAAAGAACCCCUGGGCCUACGAGCACUCGGAGGGGCAGAGCUACUUGGACAUCUCCUUCUCCUGA